UUCUUUUUUUUAUUAUACAUUCAAGUAUUUGUUCAUUUUGCAUAGAUUUUUCAUCUACACAAUGCUGCAUAUAGGGAAUUUUUUCUUUGUGUGUUAUAUGAGAGGUACGCGUUGGUAAUCCACAAUCGUCGCGUCUCAAGAAUCGUUCUUCUGCAAUUCCUAUUCAACCACCAUGGUAAAGUCAAUGCCAAACAUUCUGGUGGACUCUAUACAAGAAUGGGAGUCCUACAUGGAAAACUUGGAUGAUGAAUGUGCUACCUUUGGGAGGGUUGCUAGAAUGCACCCAGAAAGCAAUAUGGAGGAACCAGAAAACUUUGCAAAGGAUGCAUUUCAUUAUUUUGAUGAAGAAAACGAACACCUUAGUCGACGAAAAAUUAUUUUGCUCCGUGCUAAACGGAGACUUUGUCAACAGGAUCUCCGUUGGAAGCAUUCUAAAGAUUCGGAGAACCAGUGUUUGGAGAAACUAACGGGAGUAUUAAAAAAUCAUGUUGAGCGGAUGCUUAAAUUCUGUAGGAUGAUCUGCGAAAAACUGUCCGAGACGUUUGAAAUUGCCAUGAAAGUCGCAAAAGAGUUUCAAGACUGCAAGCCUUCUCAAGCAUGGUUCUAUGUAUUUCAAUUAAAGUAUCUAAGAAAACAGAAAAACCAUCAAAUCCUACCUUUUGUCUCUGAAUGGAUAAUCAUGAUACAACAGUACAUUGACUUGUUAAACGAAUUUGCCUUGGUUCAACAAAGAGUAUUGAAACUUUAACUUUACGAUAAAACUACAUCUUACUUACGAAUUGUUUUUAGUUUGUACAUAUGUACGAGCAACUCCAUUUGAAACUAGUAAUUAC
Molecule: messenger RNA, 833 nt
Organism: Schizosaccharomyces cryophilus OY26
Lineage: Eukaryota; Fungi; Ascomycota; Schizosaccharomycetes; Schizosaccharomycetales; Schizosaccharomycetaceae
Product: meiotically upregulated Mug22
Exons: 1
Coding region: 173-748 (191 amino acids)
Source: RefSeq, a predicted model, not a curated record